UUCUGCAACAGCCUCCCUCCUCUGACUCCUGCACUGUGACAUUCCCGAACAUUUCCAUGCAGUACCUAGGGAAAAGUCAGAAGGCGGAAGUGGUAUGAAUGAUCUGAAGCUUUCACUCUAUACAAAAUCUGUCCACUAUGAAAAUUCUUCUCAAAGUCAAAGGUUUUGCCACCCUAUAUACCUCAAGAGUAUGUUCCAGAUUCAUCAGCCAGCACCACAGGUGUUUCACCCCGCAGAAUUAUUCAGAUUAUGAGAGCAUUAUACAAGAUUACAAACCUGAAGUGCCAGAAUAUUUCAAUUUUGCAAGUGACAUCUUAGACAAGUGGUCUGCUGCUGAGAAGGAUGGCAGCAGAAGUUCCAACCCUGCCCUCUGGUGGAUAGAUGGUCAAGGGAAAGAGAUCAAAUGGGGCUUUGAUGAGCUUGGGUUCCACUCUAGGAAAGUGGCCAACAUACUUUCUGAUGCUUGCGACUUGAAACCAGGAGACAGAGUUAUCGUGCUCUUGCCCCGGUUGCCAGAAUGGUGGUUGGUCAACGUUGCUUGUAUAAGAGCAGGUUUGGUAUUAAUUCCUGGGACUACACAACUUACAGCAAAGGACAUUUUGCACAGGCUACUCGUAUCAGACGCAAAGUGCAUUAUUGCUAGUGAUGCCCAGCUGCCAAUGAUAGAUGCUGUUUCAGCACAAGCUCCAUUUCUAAAAACAAAAAUGUCCAUCUCUGGAAGAAGAGAAGGAUGGUUGAACUUCCAAGAGCUCUUCCAGGCAGCCAAUGACAAGAUCCCAUGUGUGAGAACAAAGAGUACAGAUCCAAUGAGCAUCUUUUUCACUAGUGGGACAACUGGUUCUCCAAAAAUGACUGAGCAUAGUCACUGCAGCUAUGGGCUUGGGCUGGCUGUAAAUGGCAGGUAUUGGCUGGAUUUGACCCCUUCAGAUGUGUUCUGGAAUACAUCAGAUACGGGCUGGGCAAAAUCAGCAUGGAGCAGUGUCUUCGCUCCCUGGAUUCAGGGCUCGUGUGUGUUUGUCCACGGCACGCCUCGCUUUGACCCAGUGGUCAUCUUGGAAACACUGACCAAAUACCCUGUUUCGGUAUUCUGCUCCGCGCCAACUGCCUAUCGUAUGCUGGUGCUGCACAACCUGACUAGCUACAAGUUCAAGAGCCUGGCACAUUGUGUGAGUGCCGGGGAGCCCCUAAACCCACAAGUAAUGGAGCAAUGGAAAACUAGCACUGGCCUAGAUAUUUAUGAAGGUUAUGGACAAACCGAAACAGUUUUGAUCUGUGGGACAUUUAAAGGGAUGAAGUGUAAGCCAGGAUCCAUGGGAAAGGCCUCUCCAGCCUAUGAUGUUCAGAUAACUGAUAAUGAUGGCAACAUCUUAGCCCCAGAUCAAGAAGGCGAUAUUUCAAUCCGGAUAUCACCCAUAAAACCAUUCUGUCUGUUCUCUCAAUACACGGGUGACCCAGAGAAAACAGCUUCAACACGAAGAGGAGACUUCUACCUGACAGGAGACAGGGGCAUGAAAGAUAAAGAUGGCUAUUUGUGGUUUGUUGGGAGGUCUGAUGACGUCAUCUUAUCUUCAGGAUACCGUAUUGGUCCGUUUGAAGUAGAGAGCGCUCUAAUAGAACACCCGGCAGUUGCAGAAUCUGCAGUGGUCAGCAGCCCAGACCCAGUUAGAGGAGAGGUUGUGAAAGCCUUUGUUGUCCUGUCUCCUGCAUACAAUGCACAUGACCUAGAGAAACUUACAGCAGAACUACAAGAACAUGUGAGAAAAGUAACAGCCGCCUACAAGUACCCAAGAAAGAUUGAAUUUGUUCAACAACUGCCAAAAACGGUCAGUGGGAAGAUUCGGAGGAAUGAGCUGAGAAACAAAGAAUGGGGAAAGGUGUAGAUGCCACAGCAUCACAGAACCAGUGCUACCUGACCAAUCAUAUGGUCGCUUCUUUUCCCAUAGACCUGCCACAUGACAUAAAGACCAAUCUUUUUGAAAGACCUUUAACCUGCACAAAGUGCGGGCUGAACCAGUUUUCAGUGGAUCAGAUUUGCUACGAACCACUGGCCUCACCAGGACCACUAUUCAUAAUACAGGGUCCCUGAGUGUACCGAUUUCCUGCAUUCACAUGAAUAUUGAUUCCACCCACAAAACAGUAGCAUGCAGUCUGCGUAAGUCUUGGGUGCAACUGACAUCAGUCAUUCCAUGAAACAAAGUAUAAAAAAUAUAUUUUUAUUUGUAUACACGUGAUAG
Pseudophryne corroboree (corroboree frog) is the source of this 2234-nucleotide messenger RNA. RefSeq names its product acyl-CoA synthetase medium chain family member 3 (gene ACSM3). Gene Ontology annotation, molecular function: fatty acid ligase activity; fatty-acyl-CoA synthase activity. Gene Ontology annotation, biological process: acyl-CoA metabolic process; fatty acid biosynthetic process. The transcript has 14 exons. The coding region runs from base 138 to 1880 and encodes 580 amino acids. Gene Ontology annotation, cellular component: mitochondrial matrix. Lineage: Eukaryota; Metazoa; Chordata; Amphibia; Anura; Myobatrachidae. The record is from RefSeq and is a predicted model, not a curated record.